Messenger RNA from Metopolophium dirhodum (rose-grain aphid), 1093 nucleotides. Its product is annotated as zinc finger MYM-type protein 1-like. The transcript has 3 exons. Bases 122 to 1093 code for a protein of 323 amino acids. Lineage: Eukaryota; Metazoa; Arthropoda; Insecta; Hemiptera; Aphididae. The record is from RefSeq and is a predicted model, not a curated record.
UUUGAUAGAUCAUAAGAAUAACAAAGUCCUAAAUAUAAUUUUUAUAGUACCAUAAAACUAUUUACUUAGUAGUUAGUAUAAUUUUUUAACUGUCAACUUAUAAACUUAUAUUGUAGAUGAUAUGGAUAUUAUGAAAAAUGAUCCUGCAGUUUUUGCUAAUAUGUCUUUUUUGUCACCGGAAAUUAAAGAUUACAUCUUCAAAUUUGGUCCUUGUCAACCGUUACAAAAUGAUUUUCCUAAUAAAAUAUUUCCAUUUGAAAUUAACAAAGAAAAAAUAAAGAGAAGCUUUAAUGAUAAACAUUAUUACAGAAUUUUACCUGACAAAUCAAAAUGCCAUCGUGAUUGGUUGUCCUAUUCAUUAAGCAAAAAUAAAAUUUUUUGUAUACAUUGCAUGCUUUUUGGAACCAAUUUGCAUAGUAAUUUAGAAAAAUCUUGGACCAAAGAAGGAUUUAAUAAAUGGAAAAAUUGUUCAUUUGCUAUUCAAAGACAUGAGUUAACUUCAGAUCAUGUAACAUCAUCUUUAAAAUUUAAGUUACGUCAAAAGAAUUUACCAAUUUUACCUUCAAUUGAAAGUAAUAGAAAAACUCAGAUAGCAAUGAAUAGAAACGUUUUAUUAGAGCUUAUAGACAUUGUUAUAUACAUGGGACGUCAUAAUCUGGCAUUUCGUGGGCAUUGUGAGGAUUGGUCUUCAAAUUCCAGAGGUAAUUUUAAGGACUUAGUUAUACUAAUGUCUAAAAAUUCAGGACCAUUAGCGGAACACAUAAACCGUAUUCAACAAAAUGGAAAACAUGAAACAUCUUUUGUUUCAUGGCAAAGACAAAAUCAGCUGAUUGAAGCUAUUGCCGAAGAUAUUUCUUUUCAAGUACGGUCAUUUAUUAAAGCUGUAAAAAUGUUUAGCAUAUCAAUUGAUACCACAUUUGAUGAAUCUCGUAAGGAACAAAUAUCAUUUAUAAUACGAUAUGCUGAUGAAGUUACCGGUGAGAUUCAUGAAAGAUUAUUAGCAGUAAAGGAAUCACCAGUUACAUCUGGAAAAAAUUUAUAUGAUAUUUUUUUGGAACUUAGAAAAAUGAACCCGAUCAAUGGACGUGGGUAG